Messenger RNA from Melopsittacus undulatus (budgerigar), 589 nucleotides. RefSeq names its product C-type lectin BpLec-like. Bases 71 to 589 code for a protein of 172 amino acids. Lineage: Eukaryota; Metazoa; Chordata; Aves; Psittaciformes; Psittaculidae. Gene Ontology annotation, molecular function: signaling receptor activity. The transcript has 6 exons. The record is from RefSeq and is a predicted model, not a curated record.
GCGACCGAGGGAGCAGCCUGAGCCCUGACACCCACUGACCACCAGAGACACACCGGAGCUGACUGGCAGGAUGCGUGCAGGGUCCCGGCUCCCUCCUCGCCUGCUCGGCUGCCUGCUCCUCGCUGCCUGCCUGGGAGGGUGCCUGGGUGCCCCCCCGGCCCCUGUGCAGGGGGAGGACGGAGCCCCCUGCCCCAAGAACUGGCGUCCAUUCAGGGGCUAUUGCUAUGGGUUCUUCCAGGAGCUGCUGACAUGGGCUGAGGCUGAGGAGGAGUGCGAGCGCUAUGGCUCUAUGGGGCACUUGGCCUCCAUCCACAGCGAGGGUGCCAGCAAUGUCCUGGCUGCCUACCUGGAGAACCAGGGCCAUGCCACGGGCAGCGUCUGGAUCGGGCUGCAUGAUGAGGAGCAUUCCCGGCAGUGGAAGUGGUCGGAUAGCUCAGCUGUAGACUACACACGCUGGGGCCCAGGACAGCCCAGCAAGAUGUGGGCCAGGGAGGACUGUGUGGUGCUGCAGGACCGGUCCGGUUUCAUGCUGUGGUAUGACUACGACUGUAACAGGAAGUUCUCCUUCCUGUGCCAGCACCAGCCCUGA